Molecule: messenger RNA, 1445 nt
Organism: Syzygium oleosum
Lineage: Eukaryota; Viridiplantae; Streptophyta; Magnoliopsida; Myrtales; Myrtaceae
Exons: 9
Coding region: 95-1273 (392 amino acids)
Biological process (GO): SREBP signaling pathway
Cellular component (GO): endoplasmic reticulum membrane; endoplasmic reticulum
Molecular function (GO): cholesterol binding; ubiquitin protein ligase binding
Source: RefSeq, a predicted model, not a curated record
CAUCCCUACAAAUAUAUCCCUUCCCUCUAAAGGAGGGGAACCACUGCUUGAAGCAAAGGGUAAAGUUUUCCAGGUUGAAGCUGUCGCAAACGCUAUGGACCCAUCGAAUCAAACCCCGCCUUCCCCGCCGGUCGCGCAUCCUCCGCCGCAGGCGCCGCCGCCGCCGCCGCAGCAGCAGCCGCAGCAGCAGCCACACCAGCAGCCGCAGCGGCAGCCGCAGCGCCCUCCUCCCGAUCAAGGCUCAGGCUUUCUCACCGUCCUCUUGUCCUUCGUCGCCAUCGCGCUCUUUAUCCUUAUUCCAUCCUCGUCAAGCUUCAAAAACAGCUUUAGUAUUCUUCAUCAAGUGCCAGAAGGCCAUGUUGGUGUAUAUUGGAGAGGUGGUGCGCUACUUAAAACGAUUACAGAUCCAGGCUUUCAUCUAAAGAUGCCCUUCGUAACUCACUAUGAGCCUGUUCAAGUGACCCUCCAGACAGAUCAGGUGAGGGAUAUUCCAUGUGGCACUAAAGGAGGUGUUAUGAUAAAUUUCGAGAAAAUAGAGGUUGUUAAUCGCCUCCGCAAGGAUUAUGUGUAUGAGACACUGCUCAAUUACGGAGUGCAAUAUGACAACACUUGGAUUUAUGACAAAAUCCAUCAUGAAAUCAAUCAGUUCUGCAGUUCUCAUUCCCUGCAGCAAGUUUACAUUGAUGUGUUUGAUCAGAUCGAUGAAAAGAUGAAAGAUGCUCUUCAAGGUGAUUGCACUAGAUAUGCCCCAGGCAUUGAAAUAAUUAGUGUCCGUGUAACUAAGCCUGCUAUUCCAGAAAGUAUAAGGCGCAAUUUUGAGCAGAUGGAAGAGGAGCGUACAAAGGUCUUAAUUGCUAUUGAGAAACAAAAGGUUGCUGAGAAAGAAGCAGACACAAUGAAGAAGAUGGCUAUAAGUGAAGCUGAAAAGAAUGCCAAUGUUAGCAAGAUAGUCAUGGAACAAAAGUUAAUGGAGAAAGACAGUGCCAGAAGGCAGCAGGAAAUAGAGAACCAAAUGUACCUGGCUCGUGAGAAGAGUCUGGCAGAUGCCGAUUUCUAUCGUCUAUUGAGGGAAGCCGAAGCAAACAAGUUGAAGCUCACACCUCAGUUUCUUGAGCUGAAAUUCAUAGAGGCAAUUGCUGGUAACACCAAGAUUUUCUUUGGGGACAAGGUACCGAAUAUGGUUUUGGACCAGAGGUUGCUGGGGAACUUUUUGCAGAAUGUGUCUAAGGAGGUAUCUAGGGUAGCCUCCAGAGAUGGCAUCUCAGACACAUAAGGCCCUGCGAAAACAAGUCCCAACUUUCCGGUGUUCUUUUAGUUUGUUUUUGUGUUGCCUCAGUAAUGUCUUUUGAGUUGUGGGAAAGUGGGAUUACAAGUGUGAGACGUGUGGCACCAACUUCAAAACUGGCACCGGAUAGAAUGGUUGAUAUUUGUACGUUUGUAAUUUC